This is a messenger RNA of Apis florea (little honeybee), 1492 nucleotides long. RefSeq names its product prolyl 4-hydroxylase subunit alpha-1 (gene PH4alphaEFB). Gene Ontology annotation, cellular component: endoplasmic reticulum. Gene Ontology annotation, biological process: peptidyl-proline hydroxylation to 4-hydroxy-L-proline. NCBI's taxonomy places the organism in Eukaryota, Metazoa, Arthropoda, Insecta, Hymenoptera, Apidae. Gene Ontology annotation, molecular function: iron ion binding; L-ascorbic acid binding; procollagen-proline 4-dioxygenase activity. The record is from RefSeq and is a predicted model, not a curated record.
AAUAUUUUAUUCGGAAACGUUCGACAAGUGGCGUUUGAUAUUACAAGUGCGAUGCAUGAUGUGUGUAAACAAAAAAAGUGUAUUAAUGUUCCGCGAAAUGUUUGGAAAACCUGAUACAAGUUUGUGAUAAAUGUUAACUUCAUCAAAUGAUUGGAUGGACAUUCAUGUCAAGAAAUAUUUCGGUUACCAUCACAACGAAGCAUUUCAGCGAGCAUUGUGGUCUUUGUCGCGGCGAGACGAGGGUAGGAGGAGAGGAGGUGGCGCGGCAGGGGGGUGGAGGAGGAAGGAGGAAGGAAGAAUGGAAGACGGGGCCCGCGAGGGAGAGCCGCUGCUCCGCUCGAUCAACAACGUGCACAGAUCGUUCGUUAAGUUCGUGAACAGGACGCUGCACAACGUGGUCCUCUACUGGAUCGAUUACCAGGGCCAGGCGGUGAGCUACGGCGCCCUCUCGCCGGGCGAUUGCCUCGAUAUCGACACGUUCGUCACCCAUCCGUGGAUCUUCGUCGACCAAGAGACCAGGGACAGGUACACGGUGAACCAAAGGGACGUGUUCUUCCCGGAGCCUUGGUUCGCCAGGUAUCGCGACCUCCGGCGAAGCGAGCUGCCCCAAAGGCACGAGAGGACCAGCGUGUACAUCACGCUGCCCGUCUACACUCUCCGCGAGCUCUCCCUGAGGGCCAUCAAGCGGCGCCUCACCCACGAUCGACAGGCGUUCCAACUCGAUAUACCGAGAAGCCUUCAGUACGAGCUCGCGACCAUGCUUCCACGGAACGAGGACGAGGAGGAGCAGGAGGGGAAUGCUCGAGGCUCGUAGCGAUCGAUCACCGUCAACGAGGCGAGGAGAGUUGGCGAGAAUCUCGUCCUUCACCUGGAUCCUCCAGGUGACUCGAGUCGAAAUACGUGGAGGAGGAGGGAGGAGAUAUUGGUGUCCAGGAAGGGAAGGGAAAACCUUUUUCUUCCUUGUUUUCUUGUUGUUCUUGUUGGCUUCUUCCAACUUGCCUUCGAUUCGUCCUUUUUCUUCGAGUGGCGUUGUUGUUUCGCUCAACGUACACGCGUUUUUAUACGUACGCAUUUGGAAAUGAAUAUUUUGUUCCCUAACCGUGUUCAUGUAUCAUCGAGACGAUGGUGAUCGAGUUCUUUUGAGAGAAGAAACUUUCGUUUUUUUCUUUUUUUAUCGUUGACACGACGUUCGAAAGGAUAUAAAGUGGUAUUCAAGAUGAAACGAACGUCGAAAGAGAGGAGGUGGAUUCGAUCCGUCAUCCGUGUAUUGAGCAUUUUUUUUUGUCCCUGCGCGAAACAAACGAAAAAAAAAAGGGAAGAAAGGAGAAAGGAAAAAUCGUCAGGGAUUUUGAAAAUCCCGCGCGGAUUUGAAAAAAAUGAUCGAAAAUCCGUGAACGUGAAAAUAUUUUCGUUCGUGGAGGGGGAUGUCUCGAAUUCUCGAGCGUCGCAAAAAUCCGGAGGGGAAGGGAGGGGAGGGGAGGGGAGAAAAAAA